Molecule: messenger RNA, 1902 nt
Organism: Paecilomyces variotii
Lineage: Eukaryota; Fungi; Ascomycota; Eurotiomycetes; Eurotiales; Thermoascaceae
Exons: 1
Coding region: 1-1902 (633 amino acids)
Source: RefSeq, a predicted model, not a curated record
AUGGCAUUCCGCGUCCCAACCCAGGCUCCACGCCGCCUGGCAUCAUAUUCGACUUCGUUGCAAGCACCCGCCCUUGAGGACCGCCCCGCUGCAUCCCAGCAACAAGAGGACGACGCCAGAGAAUGGGUGCUCUUCUCGCCGUCUCAGGCCCCCUCGACAACCCACACCUACACAAACUCCACGGAGCGGACCCCGCGGACAGCUGGCCUGUCCCGCUUGAGUGACUUUGGAUCACUGGGGACGGCAACUGCUUCGAACGUGGACGAUGAAGAUGAUCUCCUCGAGGACGAGGGCACAGAGCUGGACAGCCUGGACGACGGGCUCCAUGCCUUCCGGGAACCCGCACUGCCCGAACUCCCUUCUGGGGGGGUAGACCAGACCCAUACUGCAGUUCUACCAACGCACGAUGGCCUGGGGACUUUUCAGGCGUCCAGUGAAACGGUUCAAGACCACCUGUGGCAGUAUGAGUCCUUCAAUCCGCGUCGUAGGCCGGAAUUGUUAUCCAGACGGAGAUCAAGUGUACAAAGACAACUGGACACGGUGAACGAACUCGAUGACGUCGACCCGGAUCGGGAACGAUGGCAACGGAUAGAAAACUGGCGCAUGGAACAGAGCAGGGCUUUGUUGCAGGAGGUUGAGCGGGAGACCAGGAGACGGCGAAACAGCCGCGCCAAUCUGCAUAGCGAAAGGGGCCAUUCUCGCCGGUCAAGCACGAUGAGUGGAAUCCCAGAAGCACGAGUAAUGAGUGAGACACGCUCCGCCACAGAUCAACCUACAUCUCACGAGCGAAAUGCGGCCCCUGAAGAGUCUUUCUGGCGCCGCAUUACGAGGAAGGUCAUUAGGGACCUGAUAGGAAUCGAUGACCCGCUACUCUCCGCCAUAUUGGGAGAGCCAAUCCCGGAAACUGAGCAACAAUCCCACCAAGAGAAACACGAAGAGAAGGCCGAUUGGACCCCACAAACCCAGACUCGCUUUGAGAUGGAUCGAAUAAUGCUGGAGGCAGGCUCCGGGUCGGACAGCAUGGCGUCGUGGCAAGAAAAGCUCUUGAACCGUAUCUCUCACGAACUAGGCAUCCUUGUUCACCAGAUUUACGAACAUCCUGGUGCUUUCAGCACGUAUCUGCGACCUUCGGAGGAUAUGUCAAACCAAUAUGCUGGAAUGCCAGUCAAUUCACCUGCAGAUCGCUCGUCAAGCAUACGGCCGCGGGCCGGCCCCAGGACAACAUCGGAGGAUAGCACCAACUUUGUUUCUUCCACUUACUCGCCGCAUUUCUCUCCGACUCUUCCAGAUGCCACCGGGGACGCACACGCUGCGUUAUGGGGUAUCGAGGAAGAGAACCCCAGCGAUACGGCGAAGACACCUGCGGCCAGCUCAGAAGAGCCCUUGUCGGAAUCGGCGCGCCUGCAGCGUGAGCAUGAAUACUGGGAGCGAGAGCUUGAUGUCAUGAUGGUUUUCCGCUAUAUUCGCAACCGCUUUGGCCGCGGCAAUAACAACACCAACAACAACAACGUUAAUUCGUCCUCGAGGCGUCGUGCAAACUCAAGCUUGUACAGCGCUCAGGAUCCAUCCCACCGUGCUGCCAUCAUCCGCCAGCAUCAUCCGCUGGUCGCUCGUGCACAUGCGCGGUCUCAGACGCAAUUCCAACGCCAACUCCAUCUCCAUACACAGUCAAGUUCCGGACUCGCUGCUGGACCUGCCGGUACCGCCUCCCCAAUCCUGCAACACCGCUUCCGUCGACCAAGUUCCAGCUGUGCCAGUCAGAGCACCAAAGUCUCAACGAAACGAAACCUAGCUGGUCUGGGAAGUGGCUCUAGCCGGAAUUACUGGGACAUUGGAGGAAGCGUCGGAAGCGGCAGUGCAGUAUUAUCGACAGCCGGCAUUGGCGCCUGGGGUGAAGUCUGA